This is a messenger RNA of Vitis riparia (riverbank grape), 656 nucleotides long. RefSeq lists its product as uncharacterized. Gene Ontology annotation, biological process: mitochondrial respiratory chain complex IV assembly. The transcript is spliced from 3 exons. Gene Ontology annotation, cellular component: mitochondrial inner membrane. The coding region runs from base 52 to 345 and encodes 97 amino acids. NCBI's taxonomy places the organism in Eukaryota, Viridiplantae, Streptophyta, Magnoliopsida, Vitales, Vitaceae. The record is from RefSeq and is a predicted model, not a curated record.
GGCUCGUAACCACAUACAAGGAAGGAGAAAAAAACGGAAGGGAAGAGAAAAAUGGCUGAAACGAACACCCUGGCAUCUACCAGAAAAUGGAUCGUGGAGCACAAGCUUCGCUCUGUUGGGUGUUUGUGGCUGAGCGGCAUAGCGGGUUCGAUCGCCUACAAUUGGUCUCAACCCAACAUGAAAACCAGCGUUAAGAUCAUUCAUGCCAGGCUGCACGCACAGGCACUUACCCUGGCUGCAUUGGCUGGGGCUGCAGUUGUCGAGUACUAUGAUCACAAAAGCGGGAUAAAGGCUGAUCGGUAUGCAAAGUUCCUUGAUAUGGACACCCCUGCACACAAAGAUUGAAGGAAGGACCUCAUUGAGCUUACACAAAUGCCGUUGACACGCAUGUUUUUUUUUUGUUUUUAAUGCAGUUGCCCCAACACUUAAAGGAAUUCAUGUAUGUUAUAGUUGGUAGGCAUGCUUCAAUUCUUUGAGAAGAUGAUGAGUUUUAUGUCAGGGUUUUGGCAGUAUGUUAUUGCAUAAGCAAUUGGGGAAAGUUAGAGUAGGAAAAUAAAAAUGUGGAUGGUAGUAUGGGGCACGAGCUACUGGACACUUAUACUCAUUAUUACCCAUAUCAAUUAACAGUGAUCACUCAAUUUGGAGAUUUAACUAUU